AGUAUGGCGGUCGGAGCGCCCAGCCAGACAAGCUUAGCGUCAUGGUCGUCGGAAUAGAUUCGCUGUCUCGCUUCAACAUGAUCCGCCACAUGACAGAGACCUACCGCUAUGCCAUGCAGGAACUAGAGGCCCUAGACUUCCGCGGAUACAACAAGCAGGGCGCCAACACGCGGCCCAACACCAUCGCCUUCCUGCUGGGCAUGACCAGAGACCGGUUCGACGCCACCGAGUUCGGCGCGGAGGAUCGGGGCGGAUUCCGCUCAGAGUUUCCUGUCAUCUGGAAGGAUUUCGCAAGCGAGGGAUACGUCACCGCUUAUGGCGACGACGUAGCGGGGAGCGAGUUUUUCAACCCACACGACGUGGAGUACUUCCAGAGAGGGGCAUUCACUGUGUCGCAGAGACACAUCGCGCACUUCAUUCCGAAAUUGGGCUUCUCGUACGCGCCAUGUCAGGGCAGCAAAAUGUCCGCGUCCGUCAUCUACGAUUACGCGCUGGACGUGGCUCGUUCGGUGAAAGACGUCCCUUACUUCGGUUUCUACUGGACCUGCGCCAUCACCCACGACAUGCUCAUGAUGACUAAAGUCAUCGACCAGCCAGUGAAGACACUCCUGCAGACGUUGAAGCAGGAAGGAAUCCUGAACCACACGGUGCUCUUCCUCGUGAGCGACCACGGCGCCAGGUACGGAAAGCUCAGAAACACGUACCUGGGGAACCUGGAGGUGAAUCUGCCGGCCUUCAUGGCGAUCUUCCCGCCGUGGUUUAAGACCCUGUACCCGAAGCCCUGGAGGAACCUCGUCACCAACACUCGAAGGCUGGUUUCCAAUUUCGAUUUCCAUCAGACGCUGCAUGACCUCGCCUCUCGGGACUACGUCCUUAACAAAGUAAGGCCUGUCGAAGCCAACCACGGCCAGAGUCUUUUCCGAGAAGUUCCCGAAACCCGAACUUGCGCAGACGUGAGUAUUCCCCUGCAUCUCUGCGCAUGUGAGACCUACGAUGACGUCAGUCUGGACGACCCCCUUGUCGAAGCGGCAGCGAAGUUCACCGUCGACUAUCUCAACGAAGGCCUUGCCAAAUUCCCCGACUGUGUCCAACUCAGUUUCGAUAAGGUGCUGUCGGCGCGGGUCUCUUCGGGGAACAACGUGACCAGACCGAGCGCCGCCAAACAGCUCGUCACGGUCUUCCUUCUGGUGCUCCAGACGCAGCCAG
Messenger RNA from Penaeus vannamei (Pacific white shrimp), 1206 nucleotides. The record is from RefSeq and is a predicted model, not a curated record. NCBI's taxonomy places the organism in Eukaryota, Metazoa, Arthropoda, Malacostraca, Decapoda, Penaeidae.